Messenger RNA from Solea solea (common sole), 3386 nucleotides. RefSeq names its product lactosylceramide 1,3-N-acetyl-beta-D-glucosaminyltransferase A-like. Bases 540 to 1703 code for a protein of 387 amino acids. NCBI's taxonomy places the organism in Eukaryota, Metazoa, Chordata, Actinopteri, Pleuronectiformes, Soleidae. The record is from RefSeq and is a predicted model, not a curated record. The transcript has 2 exons. Gene Ontology annotation, biological process: brain development. Gene Ontology annotation, cellular component: membrane.
GACAGCUGCCUCAUUUAGAGACACUUCAGAGUCCACAUACUGACAGGAUCAAACCAAGAGGAGGACACCCUCACACCUGAUGAGGUAUUCAAACAGAGACACAGCCCUCUUCCACACAGAGGGUUUGGCUGUCAUUCCUGGGUCUGCAUGUGACGAGCGCUUCAGCUCCUGUCACCUGAUGGAGAAGUAAACUUGAAGCGGAGAAAGGGAGCUGUGUAUGGCAGAAGACAACUGUGCUGCGUCUGCGCUGCGUCUGUGCUGGAUUCACACGGCGAUGUGUGAUUGUUUGCUGAUCUUUCAGGCAACAGCUUUAUUGGUGAAUAAUCUGCUGCUCUGGUGACUGUUUCCCAGCAGACCUCGUGGCUCCCAUGCAUUGCUGAAAGGGGAAAACCUAGGAUGGAUGAACCACCCCGUGCAGCUCUGAGGCAUCACAGUUCCACAACUUCACUCUUCUCGGCACCUCUGCACACACUGACACAACCAGCUGCUUCAAAGCCACUGCUGACCUCAACACAGACACGGGCUGACGAGCUUUCAGAAUGUUGUUAAGAUUCCGUCGCAUACGCCGAUGCCAGUUUCUACAGCUGAUGACCACCUGCCUGGUGCUGUCCGUGGUGAUGGUUUGCUGGGAGCAGCUGAACACAAAUGUCGUCAGCCACAUCAAGUCCUACUCCUAUCGCUACCUAAUCAACCAGUUUAUGGACAUCAACAAGAGCUUCACCAUCCCACGUGAGGAGGCGAGAAGGUUCAGCGACUUCCACUACCUGCUGGACCACCCGGAUAAGUGCGCUGGACAGGACGUCCUCCUCCUCCUCUUUGUCAAAUCGUCCCCAAAUAACAUUGAGAGACGACAUGCCAUCAGAUCUACCUGGGGGAAUGAGGCCUACAUCCAGAAAAGUCUUGGAGUGACAGUCAAGGUGUUGUUUGCCUUAGGAGCCCCUUUCACAAACAAGGACAAGCCAAUGUGGAGUGACAGGAGUGAGUUGGGCUUUCAAAAGCAGCUCAUCUUCGAGGACCAGCUCUAUGGGGAUAUAAUUCAACAGGACUUCUUAGACACUUUUCACAACCUGACCCUGAAGCUGAUCAUGCAGUUCCACUGGAUGCACAGCCGCUGCGCACACGCCCGCUUCCUCAUGACGGCCGAUGACGACAUCUUUGUCCACAUGCCCAACCUGGUGAGCUACCUGCAGGACGUGAGCAGCAGGGGUGUCACACAAUUCUGGAUUGGCCGAGUGCACAGAGGGGCCCCGCCCAUCCGUAGUAAAGACAGCAAGUACUACAUGUCCUUUGAUAUGUACCGCUGGAUAUCGUACCCUGACUAUACGGCGGGGGCCGGGUAUGUUAUCUCCAGCGACGUAGCGGACAAAGUCUAUCAAGCCACUUUGACCAUGAACGCCUCUCUUUACAUAGAUGAUGUGUUCAUGGGCAUUUGUGCCAACGCCAUUGGUGUCACGCCGCAGGAUCAUUUCUUUUUCUCAGGAGAGGGCAAAGCACUUUACCACCCGUGCAUCUAUGACAAGAUGAUGACCUCACAUGGUCACGUGGAGGAUAUCCAUGGCUUGUGGAAGGCGGCAACACACCCGCAGGUCAAAAAGGGGAGCUCUGGAGUCUUUGGCAGGCUGUAUUGCACAGCCGUGAAAAUGGCUCUUCUUUGUAAACCUUACUAUCUCAACACUUACCCCUGCAAAGCAGCCUUUUUGUAGAUUAUUCAGGUUUGGAUGUUCGUCAGUACGUGCUAUAGAGAAACUUUGGACCAGUGCUGCAAUUAUUACCUCAGUCGUUUCAGCUGGACACCCAUGUCUGUCAAAAGACCGCCAUGUGGUCCGAGUUGCAGGAAGCGAAGAGAUUGCAUGAUGCAUCUUUUGGCGCUUUUCCUCUACAUAGUCCUGAAACGACAGGGCACGACGCGGUUUGGUUCAAUUUCCAUUACUAUAGUACCUCCUCAACGUGGGCGGGGUCAUCACUGCACGGCUGCAUGAAACCGCUGUGACUGCCUUUUACACGCGACACACACCCACUAGUGACUUGUAAAGCAGGUUCUUGGUGCACUGAAUCAUUCAGUUAAUUAAGAAGAUUGGUUCACAGAAUCGUCCAGUACUUCCUGCAUGACCGGAGCACAGACUCCGUGUGACUCAGUCACUGAACUGAAAUACUCUGACGACACUCUGAUGGAUCAGUGGCAGUCUGUCAACAUUUAGUAUCGGCUCGCCUCAUCAGAGCAGGUACUGUUGCUAAUGGAAAAGCAGCGGUCAAGCUGUGCCGGGACUAUGUCGUGGAAAAGCGCCACAUGUCACAGAAUGAGAUCACCGACCUAUCGAUGACCUCUUGUUAUUUGGAGUGAACAUAUAGAAUGUGCUGAAAUAGGUUUUAACCCAAGGCCUCAUUUACAUAUUUAAUAAACUUUCGAGUGAAUUUAUUAUGCUGUUAAAAGCCCGUUUAACACCUGGUGGCCCUGUAAGAAGGGCCGACUGAAAAUUGUGCAAUGAUGAGUAACAACGUGUGUGUGGGCUGUGAAUGAAUAGAACACUCAGGAAACAGACUCUGAUUUCAUGGGUUUUACUGCAUAACUCUACUUAAUUUAAUCAUCAUUUACCAAGAGAAGCUGUUGAGUCUCAAACCAGAAUUCAAUUCUCGAAACAAUCUAAAAGAUGGUGAGAGACAGAGGUAACAGAAAGGGUUCCUCUGUGACACAUUUUUGAUUCUGUCUGUUUCUUAGAGUAAAAGUCUUUAUGGAUUCAGAGAGACCACCCUACAAAAACUCUUUCUGUGAAGAGUUGACAUGUGCAUCAUCUCGCCUUUUUACUGUUUUAUAACCUAAUGCUUUAAGUUAUGCAAUAUUCUCUAUCCAGUGUUUCUUUGGAAUAUUUUUUUUCCCCACGACAGCUUGGACCGUAUUUCUCAAAGUCGAACUAGUUUUAAUGAAAUGUGUCUUUUGUUGUGCUGACAUGUGUACGUUACGAGUGACAAUCAUUAGUGGCACAUACUUUAGAUUGUGUGAAGGUUUUUGCAGUGGUUGUCAAUGAUUGUACGGGAAACAAUGAAUAAAAUGACAUUUAAUUUAUGAUUAACGAGAACAUGCACCUGCAAAGCAGCACUUCUAAAGCUAUAUGACAUGGUACUGUGUGGUCAAUUUGGUUAAGUUAUGUGAGCAGACUUCCUUCUGCUAGUUUUUGCGAGCUGCCUCCAAACUAAUGUACAUGGUAAAUAACACGCACAUACUGUGUCGUCUUGUUUAACUCCCAACUGGUUGUUUUGGCACAGCCAUUACAGUACGUUUGGUUGGUUAGGUUUUUCAUAUCGUUUUCUAUUAACAUAAUAAAUGAUGUCGCAGGGCUGCACAAUAUAUUUAAAAUGCAAUGUUUUGUAAUAUUAAGUGUACGUGCGUG